AUGCCAACCUGCAGGAGGCCGAGGCAGCCAACGGGGGUGGGUAGGCGGUGCAACUCCGAAUAUCGGCCGCAGCAGCGAAGGCGAUGGUCGCAAACGUUGGAUCCAUACUCCCAGCCGCUGCGGCGGCGGGUUGCCCCGUCGCCGUCGCCCUCACCCGCUACGCAGGCCACACAACGUGCUUGCUCAGCGGCAGAAAGCCCAGCACAGCUGUGCUUUCUCGCCACGGACAUUGAAGCGCUUCGGCGUCUCACGCUGGAGGAGUGGAGUAUAUGCAAUCUGAUGGCUAGCUUGCUUCAGCACAAGACAAAAGAGGAGGCUGAACGCAUUACCGCCGAAGUGACCCAACUAGCGCUGCAUCGCCGUCUGCUUGCGGGAUACAGUGGGGUGUAUGCCGACAGCUCCCCCAGCGGCGAGGAGUACACUCAGGAAGCUGAAGAUGAAGACGGAAGGGCCGAGUUGAUUCGCCGCCUACAGGAACAGCAACGACGCGAAGAGGAGAGACGAAGACAUUUGCGUGGCUACAACCGUAAGAGGCAACAGGAGAAUCUAAGAGCAACGUGCAGGAAUAUUUUUUGUAGCGGUGUUGCAAAUGGCAACCUCGAUGCUGCUGGCAUGGUGAAUAAAAGAAGAGGUUUGACAUACAGGCGCAAUACAUUUCCUGAAGGAAUUCCGUCGCGGCGGCAACGUCAGCGGGAGAAGCAGAAACAUAUGCAGGAGCAGAAGCAGCAAUGCUCACAUGACAAUGGGGAGGAAGUGAUGGUGACGAAGGCGCCGGUUUCUGUUCCAAGUGUGUCACCGAACAUUCCACGACGGACGAAGUCACUCAAGGGUGUACCCUCCUUUGACGAGGCCUGUGCAGACCGUUACGGUGGUUCUGCGUAUUCCAAUGAAAGCACGCCGUCUGUGUCGCUUGGUAGCUACGCUGCAAUGAGCGCAGCAGAUGACUCUGUUCGGCGAUCAACUUCAUUGCCUUCUGCGGGCGCUACUUACUUUGACCGAUACGUCAAAAAGAGCACUUGGUCAACUAACGAUGCUGCCUACAUUGAUGCCCAUGCCUCGCCCUUGAUGGCCUCCACCACGCGCCCCUCAGAAGCUCGAGUGGCGGUGAGUGAACUUUGCACUUCGGCUUCCAAGGGGAGGAAGCCGCCGCGGUUACUCGACGAGCACCACCGCGCCGGGCUUUUACCAGUGCAGGCGACAAACCCGCAGUGCGUGAAGGCCAAAUUGGCUUCCUCGUCGCUGCUCUCCUCCUUGACUUCGCCCUCCUCUAGCAGCAUCGGGAAUGACACAGAGCAGGGGCAGGGGGGAGGUCCACCACGAUGGUAA
Molecule: messenger RNA, 1326 nt
Organism: Trypanosoma rangeli
Lineage: Eukaryota; Euglenozoa; Kinetoplastea; Trypanosomatida; Trypanosomatidae
Exons: 1
Coding region: 1-1326 (441 amino acids)
Source: RefSeq, a predicted model, not a curated record